AUGGUCAACGGUUCAAGUGUACAGCCCUCCCUCGAAGAGAAACCGAAGAGGACAAAGAUACAGUUUGCCCCUUCUUGUGAGGGUGGGGUUUUUUCACAAUACGUCGUGGACGUGCGUUACUGUGGCCUCUCCAGGCCAACAGCUUCCACUCAGGGCAGGCUGGCGGUCGGUGCCAGCAGUGCAUCUACCAACAUUAACCUAAACAAAACAUCAAGUUAUACUGUUCCAACCCUGUUCGGAUCCCAUAGGGGACUUACCGCUGACGAUUCUGAAAGACAUAAAAGCUUUUUAGCAUAG
Messenger RNA from Opisthorchis viverrini, 297 nucleotides. RefSeq lists its product as hypothetical. The record is from RefSeq and is a predicted model, not a curated record. The coding region runs from base 1 to 297 and encodes 98 amino acids. Lineage: Eukaryota; Metazoa; Platyhelminthes; Trematoda; Opisthorchiida; Opisthorchiidae. The transcript has a single exon.